Cylicostephanus goldi is the source of this 228-nucleotide messenger RNA. The record is from the annotation of a GenBank genome assembly. NCBI's taxonomy places the organism in Eukaryota, Metazoa, Nematoda, Chromadorea, Rhabditida, Strongylidae.
AUGCCAAAAGAUGCAGAUCCGCAACCAGUUGAUGGUCACAAAUGUCUCUUCCGUGCUAAACGUGGUAGGCAACAUAUCAGCACCGUGGUCACAUCAAAGGAAGUAAACAAAUUCCAUUUGGCCUAUGUCUCGGUACUACGAGCGAAUAUGGAUAAUCUGGAAAGGCGAAAGAAGACUGACACGGCAGCAAAACCGAAACCAUCUCCGAAGAAAAGCAAUAAGGCCUGA